AGGGCCCGGUCUAAAGGGCACGAUGGCGAUCCUGAACUGCCUGUUGGCGAGGCAGCUCUGCUUCGAAGACGCCUCCUGUUCCGCCAUAUUGGAGAUCAUCCCGCGUGUCUGUGGAUCUGAACUUGUGGCCUGUUCAACGGUGACCGUGACGAAAUGCCAAGCUGCUUUGAGGACCCUGCAAGCUUUCCCGUUCUUCAAGCCGACCUGCCUCUGUCGAGAACCGAACGUCGAUCCUGAAUGUAACUCCUUCCGCGACUUCUUGUUUGACCAUCCCUGCGUGUUCGUGAUGAAGAAGGAAAAAGACCCGUACCCAGUGGAGACCCUGCCGACCUGCACGUAUGCCCUGAGCGUCUGCCACAACGAGAGAGCCUGCUCUGUACUCUUCGACCGAUUCAAGAACGCUUGCAAGGCCCGUGAUGGCGAAUGCCGGAUGGAUGACAGGGAAGCAUGCCGCGAAGCCUGGGCUGGUCUCCGUCUCUCCCCUCUCUUCGGCUGCAUUUGCCCCAACACACACAUGAAGAAGCGAUGCGACCGCAUAUUCGCUGUGGUAAACCACAACCCAUGUGUCGUAAAGCUGAUGUCGGAUGGAAGAAUCGCGAAUCGAAAUGGGACCGGUGUGACUUCGUGGAUCGGCGGAAUGUCAAUAACACAUGAUGGGAACCUGAUUGCUCCGGACAAAAUUAUGACGCACAUCCACCGUUAUGCAAGUCCUCACUACAAUCCCCACGGGCACCAUUACCAUCGCUGGAACCAUGAGCCGGGGGGGAGCGAAGAUCCCUUGUACGCGACCAAGACAGUCUACGGGCCAGGAUACAUUGAUGAAAACCAGAGAAUUGGAAAGGAAAACGGUAAACCAGGUGAUGAGAAGGUGGCUCUUCAGUCUACGUGCCACGUGGCGUUGGACGCUUGCAUCAAGGACAGCGAGUGCGUGACCUCUUUGACUCCUGUGCUGCAGAAGUGUCAUACCAGCGAUUGUGACAGGGAAGGGUGCAUGGCGGCUCUUAGGGGAUUUUAUCGGAAGACCGGAGUGCAUUGGAAUACUGAGAUCGCUUUUUGCCUUUGCAAGAAAACUGAUAAUCGCGAGGACUCGUGCAUGAACGCUCAGGAGCGUCUCCACCCGUCGUGUGCGCAGCGCCCAGCUGUGGGCUCCCCGCUCCCAGCUUGCCACACUCUUGCGCAUGCCUGCAGAGAAGAACCGGAGUGCAGGAUCCGCUUAGAAAACUACGAGCAAUGGUGUGCAGUGGACGCAGUUACCCAAGGUUGUGCAGGCUCUCCAGCCGCCUGCAGGGCAGCCGUGGUUGCAGUACUAGGCACCCAGCUGCGAGCAGCGUGUGCCUGCCGUGGCACUGACUUCGCCCAGCUGUAUGAUUGCCUUGGGUGGCAACGACUACUCUGGCUUAAUCCUUGCGUUGUGGAAUCUCAAAGCGACUACCACAUGAAGACCUACGGCCCGCUGAUGACGACCACGCCAUUUGACAACGGUAUCCGCUACAUCACGGUUGCGCCGGAAUCUCCGAUCUACCAUCGUACUACCACCCAUCACCAUCGCCAUACUACGCAGGAUAAGAGCUCUCAAAUUGAUACUAUUCAGGAGAACCGAGAUGAACUAAGCCCAAUUACCACCAUGUCGGAACAGACGGUGGGACCCAACGAAGUGGCGCAGAUCUCCGAACCCGUAAUUGAAACUACGACGGAAACUACAACAGCCCCGACUACUACGACUACGACAACUACGACGACGACGACUACUACGACUACCACGACUACUACGACUACACCGAGACCGACUACUACGCUGGAACCGACUAAAUAUUGCAUCGUGAAAAAGCCUGAGAGUGAUGAUCAGGCGCAGUACAUCAAGAUGGGUGAAACUCGACGACUAUAUCGUUCAGCUGAGCUGGCAGAAUGCACAGACCUGUGCGUCUGCGAGGCCACGCUCCAGGUAUCCUGCAAGGUGGCCUGUGUACCUCGAGCCCCAUGUUCCUCUCGCCUAGCCCACUACUCUCAUGCUGCACCAGCCUACCAGGCCUAUAGAGGAAGAUGCUACUGCUAUUCUGGGUCUUUCAUCUGCAUGAGGCCUAAUCCAGGUAAGGUUAAAGGUGAAUACAAGCUACCAGAAGGCGUCUACCUACUCCUGGGCUUCAGCGCAGUGGAUGAAGCUCUUCUUCGGCCACACACUGGCUUAGGAGCUGAAGAUGCUGUGCGUCUUUUGCAGCAGUACCUUUACACGGUACACAGUGAGGGGACGAAUUGCACGCUGACGUUGUUCAACAUCAGCAACGAGAAUGUGAUCAUCUCAGCGAGCGUCCCACCACGGGAGCAGGAGAUGCUGAGGGAGGCUGGAGACGCACUGCUGGACAGGGAAAAGGAGGAAUGCAUCGACGUCCUCAAAGUCGUGAAGUCCCGCAUCAACUCCCAGCACGAAGACAUCUCCUCCCAUCUUCUGCUCUCCAUCUUCAAGAUCGCUGAAGUCGACGUCGUGUACCCAACGCCCCCCAGCUCGGCCAUUACUUCCCACAAGCCAGUCAAGCUCUUCUACCUAACCAUAAUUCUCCUUACUAUCCUCUACAACCUCAAAGACACUAUUACAUUCAUCAAAGCUGUCCUUUUCUUCAACAUUUUCGUCAAUUCUUUGUCGAAUUUAUUCACUAUUAAGCUAAGAUUCGAAGGACGCAAUCCUUCAACGUUAGCCAUCGUUCCUUUCAAAAGAUAUUUUUUAAAAGAAAAUAUCAAUUUUAUAUCUAUUUUAAAAUGUUACGAUGAAUUUAUUGAUAUUAGACUAGUAGAUGUUGUUAAGUACACUGACAAUCAGCACGAUGCACUUGCUUCAAGUAAUUCACGAGUAAAACAUAUCACAAAUGAAAUAGAUAUAAGUUUUAUAGAUGUAAAUAAUAUUAAGGAAAUGAUACAUAUCAUAAAAGCUGUGAGUAUUACAAUAUUUAAUAAUUUAAAUGAACUUGUUGCUGAUGCAAUUAUACUUAAAUAUUUUUCUAGAGAUGUGUAUUAUGAUAUUGGAUGUACUUAUUAUGAUUCGAUGAAGCUUUUUGGUGAUUUCAUUUUUGGAAAUAUCGCGUCCUCUUCUUAUGGGAUUAUAAAAUCCGUUAGCUUAGGACUGAAUCUAGAAGUAGUUUGA
Spodoptera littoralis (African cotton leafworm) is the source of this 3133-nucleotide messenger RNA. NCBI's taxonomy places the organism in Eukaryota, Metazoa, Arthropoda, Insecta, Lepidoptera, Noctuidae. The record is from the annotation of a GenBank genome assembly.